Patella vulgata (common limpet) is the source of this 6217-nucleotide messenger RNA. RefSeq names its product structural maintenance of chromosomes protein 1A. Gene Ontology annotation, biological process: sister chromatid cohesion. The transcript has 28 exons. Bases 134 to 3868 code for a protein of 1244 amino acids. Gene Ontology annotation, cellular component: nucleus; chromosome; cohesin complex. Gene Ontology annotation, molecular function: protein binding; ATP hydrolysis activity; DNA binding. Lineage: Eukaryota; Metazoa; Mollusca; Gastropoda; Patellidae. The record is from RefSeq and is a predicted model, not a curated record.
AAUCCGUAAGCGACACCUAUUCCCGCUAAAUUUUGUCAACAGAAAUGCCGUUAUUUUGAUCUAUUUACUAUAUUUUCAAGGAUAUUUUUCCAGAAAAUAUUGCAGCAAGGCUGCAGAAGAAUAUUUUGCAAAGAUGCCCGGCUAUCUAAAAUUCAUUGAUGUGGAUAAUUUCAAGUCUUACAAAGGUCAACAACGCAUCGGGCCUUUCAAGCCGUUCACUGCCAUUAUUGGACCGAAUGGUUCAGGAAAAUCAAACUUGAUGGAUGCUAUAAGUUUUGUACUUGGUGAAAAAACGUCUAAUUUGAGAGCCAAGAAACUGAAUUCGUUGAUUCAUGGAGCACCAAUAGGACAGCCAGCUUCAAACAAGGCCUCCGUUUCAGCUGUUUACGUGGAUACCGAGUCUGACGAAGAGAUAGUGUUUACACGUACAAUUCACAGUAACGCAUCAGAUCAUAAAGUUAACGGACAGAGUGUAUCUGCAAACCAAUAUGCUGCAGAACUGGAGAAAAUUGGAGUUUUGGUUAAAUCUAAGAAUUUUCUGGUGUUUCAAGGAACUGUGGAAAGCAUUGCCAUGAAAAAUGCUAAAGAAAGAACGGCCAUGUUUGAGGAAAUAAGCAGAUCUGGUGAAUUAAAAGAUGAAUAUGAUAGAACUAAAGCUGAAAUGUUGAAAGCUGAAGAAGAUACCCAGUUUAAUUAUUUCAAAAAGAAAGGUAUUGCUGCUGAAAGAAAGGAAGCAAAAAUGGAGAAAGAUGAAGCUGAACGCUAUCAGAGACUCAAGGAACAAUUGUGUGAGAAAGAGUUGGAACUACAGUUGUUCCGUUUGUAUCAUAAUGAGAGAGAAAUAGAUGAAAUUAACGAAGAAUUGGGCAAAAAAAAUACAAUGUUAGAAAAAGAGAAUAGAAAGAGAGAUCGUAUCGAAGAUGAAGUUAAAGAGAAGAAAAAGGAACAGGGCAAGUUAACGAGGGAACUGACAAAAAUAGAUCAAAAUGUUAAGGAGAUGGAAGUUGAAAUGAACAAGAAGAGACCAUUAUAUAUUAAAGCUAAAGAAAAGACAGCACAUAUGAUCAAAAAACUUGAGGGUGCUAAAAAAUCUUUGAAACAAGCCAGAAAAACUCACGAUAAUCAUGAAGAAGAGAUUGAAACGUUAGAGAAGGAAUUGGGUGAUAUCGAAAGAAAAAGAUUAGAAUUUGAAGAGAAAAUAGAAGAAGAAUCUCAGUCACAAGGUCGAUCUUUACAACUUGAGGAAUCACAGGUAACGGAAUAUCAACGCUUGAAAGAAAAAGCUGGGAAAUUAUCAGCUCGAUAUCUACAAGAGUUAGAAUCUAUAAAUCGUGAACAAAAGACAGAUCAGGAUAAAUAUGAUAACGAAGUGAGGAAGAAGAACGAAAUAGUUGCAAAAUUAAAACAAAAGGAACAUGAAAAAGAAGAGAAUUUGAAGAGAGUGGACAAAUUGAAUGAAUAUAUUAGAACUAGUACACAAGCUGUAGCAGAACAGAAGAAAAUAGAGGAAGAGUUAGGCUACGAUGUAGAAACAGCCAACCUACGUAUUUCUGAAAUAAAUGUUGAACUGGGUUCUGUUAUAGAACAACUUGGAGAAGCUAAGGUUGAUAAGCACGAGUCGGCUCGAGCCAUGAAAAAAGCUGAAUUACUGGAUAACUUGAAGAGACUUUUCCCGGGAGUGCAUGGUCGUCUGAUAGAUUUAUGUGAACCCAGUCAUAAGAAAUAUCAAGUUGCUAUAACCAAAGUAUUGGGUAAAUAUAUGGACGCCAUCGUCUGUGACACGGAGAAAACAGCUAAAGAUUGUAUUCAGUAUAUGAAAGAACAGAGAAUUGAACCUGAGACAUUUUUACCUCUUGAUUAUCUUGACGUUAAACAAGUUAACGAAAAACUCAGAGAUAUCCGUGAACCUAAGAACGUGAAGUUAGUUAUAGAUGUUAUACGAUAUGAUCCACCUGUUAUAAAGAAGGCGUUAUUAUUUGCCUGUGGUAAUGCUCUAGUAUGUGAAACUGUUGAAGAUGCCAGAAGAGUGGCUUUUGGUGGACAUGAAAGACAUAAGUCUGUAGCUCUAGAUGGUACACUCUUUCAAAAAUCAGGUGUCAUAUCUGGUGGUGCUAGUGAUUUGAAGGCCAAGGCUAGAAGAUGGGAUUCGAAGAUGUUGACACAACUAAAGACGAAGAAAGAGAAGUUAAGUGAGGAAUUAAAGGAACAGUUGAAGAAGAAGAGAAAGGAAUCGGAGUUAAAUACAAUUAGAUCACAGAUUAAAGGAUUAGAAACAAGAUUAAAAUAUUCUAUCACUGACAGAGAUAAUACUUUGAACAAACAUCUGAAUCAGAAUGAGAAAGAUUUAAAUCAAUAUAAUGAAAUGAUGGUAUCAUUUGAUCCUCAAAUGUUAGAAAUUGAUCAGAUUAUGAACGAAAGAGGAGAUAAAAUUAAAAUAUUGAAGGAUAAAAUGAAUCGAGUUGAAGAUGAAGUUUUCUCUGAUUUUUGUCAACUUAUUGGUGUCGCUAAUAUCAGACAAUAUGAGGAAAGAGAAUUAAGAGUUCAACAAGACAGAGCCAAGAAACGAUUGGAAUUUGAAAACCAAAAAUUCCGUCUCCAGAAUCAAAUUGAAUUUGAAAAAUCUCGGGAUACAUGGGAGAAUGUUUGUAAAUGGGAGAAAACUGUCCAAGAUGAUGAAAAAGAAUUAGAAAAAGUUAAGAAAGAAGAAGCUAAACAUAUGAAGGUUUUGGAUGAAGACAUGCAAAAUACAGAACGCUUAAAACAACAGAAAAUAACAACAAAAUCUCAGAACGAUGAUAUCGAUGGUACUAUCAGUGAAAUCAGAAAACGUCUGGGUGUUCAAAUCAAAGAAAUAGCAGCUACACAGAAGGGUAUAAAUGGUCUAGAAACUAAACUGGAACAACGUAGAGCUGAUCGACACAGUCUACUAAAAACCUGCAAGAUGGAUGAUAUACGUUUACCGAUGAAGAGAGGACAUAUGGAUGAUAUUACCCAGGAGAAUGAACCAUCAAGUCACGCUGAUAGCGAAACCCCAGUUGAUAGUAUGUCCAGUCAGGGAGCUAAAGCUAUUUAUCAAAAAGAGGCUCAGAUUGUUAUAGAUUAUAGUUCAUUAACAGACGAUUAUAAAGAUUUGGAUCAUAAUGAUGAUGUUAAAAAAGUUUUAGAUACGUUAAUGAAAGCGUGUUCUGAUAUGCAUACAACAAUACAGAGAAUAAACGCACCUAAUAUGAAAGCAAAUGAAAAAUUAGAUGUUGUCCGGUUUAGAUUUAACGAAACAUCGGAAGAAUUUGAAACGGCAAGGAAGAGAGCCAAGAGAGCAAAACAAACGUUUGAAAAAAUUCGUAAAGAAAGAUACGAUCGAUUUAUGAAAUGUUUUGAACAUGUUUCAAAUCAGAUUGAUGAUGUCUAUAAGAAUUUAUCUAGAAAUCAGAGUGCUCAAGCUUUAUUAGGUCCUGAAAAUCCAGAAGAACCAUAUUUAGAUGGUAUAAAUUAUAAUUGUGUGGCUCCAGGUAAACGUUUCCGACCCAUGGAUAAUUUAUCUGGUGGUGAAAAGACUGUUGCUGCUCUGGCUCUGUUAUUCUCUAUACAGAGUUAUCAACCAGCACCAUUUUUUGUAUUAGAUGAGAUUGAUGCUGCUUUAGAUAAUACCAAUAUAGGCAAGGUAGCAGCGUACAUUCGUGAACAAUCCAAUAAAAGUUUUCAGUGUAUUGUUAUUUCUUUAAAAGAAGAGUUUUAUAAUCGUGGUGACGCAUUAAUUGGCAUUUAUCCCGAGAUUGGUGAUUGUAUUAUUAGUAACGUUCUCACGUUAGAUUUAACGGAAUAUCCUGAUCCUUAUAAACAAGAAGAAAGUCAACGAUAUAUCCGUUAAAAUAUGUCUACCACCAUCAUCAUCAUCAUCAUCAUCAUUAUCAUCAUCAUCUACACCUUUAUUUAAUAUAAACUUUUCUUACAUUGUGUUUUAUGUUCAUUGUCCUUCAUUACGAUAACUUGAAUCUCGUAAAGUUUAUUUUAACUUUCAAUCUUGAUAUUAAUCAAUAGCAAUUUGAUUAAAAUACAGAUCUAUAUUUCGUUUCGUUUUUUAUACUUUUGAUGGCCUACACUACAUGAAGACAUGACAAGUUAUAGCCAUAGGUCACGUCAGGGUCAGUCAAAAGACCGACUUAUGACCUAUGACGUCAGACAUUUGAUUAACCAAUCAACAUUGAUGUUACUAGUGGAUUACCCACAGUUCCGUGCAAAACCCGCCUAAAGGUCGCCGUAACAGACCGUUUCAUUGGCUUAUCCCUGACACCAUUCAGAACAUGAGUUAAAUAACAACUCUUCCAGAUCCAAGUGUAGUAAACCCAAGUAAAACGAAAUUUUGAACUAUAAAAACGAAACGAAAUAGGAUCUGUUUUAACCAGAUUGAAUCAAUAGUAGUUUUCCUUCAAUUUUUGUUUAUAUUUAUGCAAUCUGAUUAAAACACAGAUAUUUUGUUUCGUUUUUUUUGUUUUAUACUUUUGAUGGCCUCUACUACAUGAAGAUCUGACCGGUUGUUGUGGAAGGUAUCGUCAGGGAUCGUACGAGUGGCCUUUGAUCCGAUGAUGUCAGAUAUUUGAUUAAUCAAUCAGCGUUAAUGUUUCUAGUUGGAUAUUCACAGUUCUGUGCACUUUACGCCAAGAACUCCCUGUAACAGACCGUUUCAUUGGCCAAUCCCGUACAUCAUUCAGAACGCGAGUUAUAUAACACCUUCUCCAGAUCCUAGUGUAGUGAAGACAAAUAAAACAAAAUUUUGAACUAUAAAAAACGAAACGAAACAAAAUAGGAUAUGUGAUUUAAUCAGAUUGAUAUUUGUGCUAAUGAUGUCACCUUCGUUAGCCAAUCAACAGAUACUUGACAUUGGGAACAAUUAUUUUAACCAAUCAAAACCACUGAUAUUAAGCUUUAAAAAGAACAGAUAAUUGAUAAAGAAGUAGUUAGAUUUCCUAGCCAUGUACUUUUCAUUUCAGUUUCGUUUUAAUAUAAACUAAAAUGAGGUCUAACAACAUCUAUUACAAGUUUGUGUUUAAUUGACCUUUCUCCUUUCAAAUGAACAGAAUAAAGAUUUGAACCAAUUGUAGUGACACAAAGGGGAUGAUCGAUUGUUAGUCCAGAACGUUCCGAAUUGACAGAAUUGCAAUCAAGUGAUGCGGAAUUCAGUCCUGUCACAGUUCUGUCAUUUCCGGCAACGGAUGUGGCGUGAGUAGAAUCGUGACGUAAUUAAACCUAAUGAAUAUGUUUUAGCUGACAUGGUUGGUUGAGAUAUUUUCUCAUGCAGUCAGCGCAUGCGUUCUAGCCCAAAAUCCCAUUUUCACUCGAUUGUCGCUAUUUUGGGGUUUGACUGACUUCAAUUCCGGAACGUUCAAUCGAGCAUCCCCAAGAAGAACAGAGAUUUGAUAAAGGAUGUAGUUAGAUCCUCAUGUAGUGUAGACUGUAGACCAACCCAGAUUAAAACCAAAUUAAAAAUCAAAUUUUAGUUACUAUGGAAACAGUUACAAUGAAUUUUACUACAUUUAAGUUUGUCGUAAAGUAAAGCCCUGGCCCCAAGUUCACAAUGCAUUCUCAGAUUUAAGUGAAGAAUUUACUUAACUUUGCAAUAAUUUCUUAUUGAUGUAUUUGAUACAUUAAAACAACAAACGUUUUAUAAAGGGCUAUAUUUUAGUUAAAAUAAGGCAAACAAUUUUUAGUAAAUUCUUAACUUAAGUCUGAGAAUGCUUGGUGAAAUGGGGGCCUGGUUACAUUGCAUGAUGUAUUCUCUUAAUGUUGUUUAACAAUAAUAGGUUAUAUUCCCAUUUAUAGUUUUAUGGACAAUGAUGCAUGAAUUUGAGGUAAUUGCUUAAAACUUUUUAAAGGUAAUGUCUCACUUUUAUCAAUGUUGCCAAAAGUUUUAGCAUUUUUUAGCAAUAUUUAAAUGUAAGCAUUAAUUCCUUGUUCAUUGUCUUCAUCAUAUGAUCACAACAUCAUUGUAUCAUUUGAUAGUGUUCAAUAUUUUAUUAAUGACAUUGUAAUUAGUCCAUUUAAUAUUUUACUAAUUAGGUCAUUUCUUCUAGGGAGAGGCUAUUUUUAGGCAGGUGGGGGGAGGUUGGAAAUUUGCCUCAAGGGGUUUCGCGUUAGGGGUAGGCAUAGGUAACCAUAACACAAACACUCAUCCAGAAUUCCCCAUUGAUAAAUUAUCCAUAUUUAUCCACAAUUCCCCAUU